AUGUCGAAGUCGAACGAUAAGAAGAAGGAAAAGACGGCGCUUCUGGAUGGCAUGGCCACGGACCUGUUCAAUCGCGUGGAGAAGCCCAUCGAGUACCACAAGCUCUCCCCGUCCGAACACAUGGACAGCAUCACCGCGAUCCAUAGGAUCCUGUCGCAGAUUCAGAAGCACGAGAAGGGACGCCUUUCCACGGAGCCACCAGCCGAUGCAGCUACUCGCAUGAAGUACUUGCAGGAGUGGCUCGAGCAGAACAACGUGACGGUUGACGGGGUCAAGCUCGACGGGAGUCUGCCCGAGGGUCCUGGGGUGGUGGCAACGCGUGACUUUAACGAGGGGGAGCUCGUUGCCUCGUUCCCGUCCGAUCUCAUGAUGACUCAGCUUACUGCCGUCCAAUCAGUUAAGGACGUGGGGCUGAUUCAUUCCACGGACGUCUGGUUCCGGGCCGUGCCCUCCCUCAUCCUCGCCAUGCACCUGCUCUUCGAAAAGCAUCGUCCGGCAGGCUCCCCGUCCAAGUGGUUGGGGUACAUCAAGUCGCUGCCAGGCCAGCACUGUCUGUCCGAGUUCAACCAGGACGCCUCCCCUGACGACAUCAUCCUGCCCCUCGCCUUCAGUCUCGAGACCGUCUCGCUCCUGCAAGGAACCACGGCUCUGCCAGAGUACCACCGAAUGCUGCGCACGGUGGCCAAGCAGUAUUGCCACAUGCGCACGGUGCUUAGGCAGUUGGGAGUCAUUGCAGCCCCCCUCAAGACCGCGUCCAGGGAGUGGUUCUGCUAUGCCGAGUUCCGAUGGGCUGUCUCUAUGGUGAUGAUGAGGCAGACGCAGGUGCCAGUAACAGCAGAGGCACUAGAGACAGCAGUGAAAAAGAACCCCAGUGCUGCUGCUGCAGGCGUUGCAGGCACCCCUGCUGAAGCUGCUGCCACUGCUGCUGCAACCGCCGCUGCUGAGGCUGCUGCUGCUGCUAGCGCUGCUGCUGGUGGUGAUGCUGCCGCUGGCGAUGCUGCUGCUGGUAGUGCUGACGCCAGUGCUGCCCCUGCUGCUGAUGCUGCCGGCGCGUCAACUGCAGCAGCAGCUGCUGCUGGGCCUGUUCGCCAAGUGAUGGCGCUCAUCCCCUUUAUAGACAUGUUCAACCAUGAGGAGGGCCCUAUAACGAGUACGUUUGGCGUUGGGAGCAACGUGAUGGAGGUCGCUGCCAAGCGCAACUUCAAGGCCGGCGAGCAGGUGUACCUGUCGUACGGCUACCGCCCCAACACCAUCAUGCUGCUCUACUCGGGCUUCAUCCCCACCUCCAACGACAGAGACCGCUUCCGCAUACCACUGGAGCUGUCGCCCUCCGACCCACUCUACAAUAAGAAGCUUGCACUCCUCAAGUGGCUGGAGCUACCGCCCUCCACCUAUCUGGACCUCUUCUGGACUGGCAAGCCAUCCCCUGAGCUGGCCACGUGGCUUAGAGUGGCGACCACCACGGAUGAGGCGCAGAUUACAGAGGACCUGCGAGGGGCCAUUGCUGCACGUGCCAAGGAGACAGCCGAACUGCUGGAGGCACAUGGAAAGGAUAAAGCAACAGCAAACGGACAUUCUGAACCCGCGAGCAAACCAGCCAGCAGCGCAGAUGUAACACUGUCCAAGGCCCAAGCUGACCUGCUCAGCAGUAUCUGCCAACGCAAGCUACAGGAGCUCCAGGCAGGGGCCACAGCAGCAUCACCUGCACCCGCUGGUUUAGGCUUGGGCGGAGGCUUGGACGCACGUUCGGCGGGAGCUAAGGCGUGUGAGAAGGAACUGCAGUUGGCUCGGCAGCUAAGGGAGGCGGAGGAAGGGGCUUUGAGCAAGGCACUGGAGAUGUGUGGUCUCGUGAGCGCUUAA
Closterium sp. Naga37s-1 is the source of this 1860-nucleotide messenger RNA. The record is from the annotation of a GenBank genome assembly. Lineage: Eukaryota; Viridiplantae; Streptophyta; Zygnematophyceae; Desmidiales; Closteriaceae.